AUGCAGGUUUACAAGUCGGGACGGGACAGGAAAACCGACGACGUAAGCCGUGCCCUGUCCACCAUCAUCGAGCGGCCUUUUACUCGGGGUGGGGAGGGGCCAGGCCAGAGAAAGGGGAUUGCGAACGGACGAGGGCGAGAAGAGGGCGAAGGAGGAUCUGACGGUAUGGUGUGGGCCUGGCUCGCUCUUGGCCUGGCCAGCUCACCACCACAGGCCCCAACCAAGGCCUGGACCUUGGGGGCUGGCCGCACACCCGAGCGUGCGGCCUAG
This is a messenger RNA of Gaeumannomyces tritici R3-111a-1, 270 nucleotides long. RefSeq lists its product as hypothetical. Bases 1 to 270 code for a protein of 89 amino acids. The record is from RefSeq and is a predicted model, not a curated record. The transcript has a single exon. Lineage: Eukaryota; Fungi; Ascomycota; Sordariomycetes; Magnaporthales; Magnaporthaceae.